AUGAAAUCUUCUUACAUUACUUGGUAUCAUUAUAUUCUUGAUUCCCAACCAUGCUUCUUCUUCUUCUCUUGCUCUCUCUUUUUUCUUCUUCCUAUGGCUAUGGAGGCUCAGAUUUUCUUUACAACAGCUUCGUUUCUUGCCUGCAACAUUCAACACAUCCCUCCGACCAAAUCUCAGCCACAGUCUUCGCCAGAACUAACGCUUCUUACCCCUUUGUUCUUCGAGCCUACAUCAGAAACGCCCGAUUCAACACCUCUUCAACUCCAAAACCUCUUCUUAUUCUAACCCCUUUUCGGGAAACUCAUGUUCAAGCCGCCGUCAUUUGCUCCCGACACCUGCGGGUUCAGCUCAAGGUGCGUGCUGGUGGCCACGACUACGAGGGUAUAUCGUACGUCUCCGAUGUCCCGUUUGUCCUCCUCGACUUGUUCAAUCUCCGCUCCAUCGCCGUCGACGUUGAAGAUCAGUCUGCUUGGGUUCAAGCAGGAGCAACCCUCGGAGAAGUUUACUAUAGAAUAUGGGAGAAGAGCAAAGUCCACGGCUUCCCCGGCGGAGUGUGCCCGACGGUGGGGGUCGGAGGGCACAUAAGCGGCGGCGGCUAUGGCAACAUGCUACGAAAAUACGGCCUAGCCAGCGAUCAACUCCUCGAUGUCCACCUCGUCGACGUCAACGGACGAGUACUCAACCGAGAAUCCAUGGGGGAGGAUCUCUUCUGGGCCAUGCAAGGCGGCGGCGGUGGCAGCUUCGGCGUCAUCCUCUCCUACAAGCUCCGACUCGUCCCUGUCCCUGCCACCGUCACUGUCUUCCGCCUCGAAAGAACAUUGGAACGCAACGCCACAGACAUCGUCCACAAAUGGCAGCAUGUCGCACCCACGGUAGCACACAAACUCUUUAUGAGAAUGCUUCUGCAGCCUGUCGUCAGACGAGGUGGGAACAACAACGACACGACGACGAUCCGAGCCUCGAUAGUGACACUCUUUCUGGGAAGAUCCGAAGAGCUCGUGCAGCUGCUGAGGAAGGACUUUCCCGAGCUGGGUUUAACAAAAGAACAUUGCUUGGAAAUGGGUUGGAUCCAAUCAGUUCUUUGGUGGGGAAAUUUCGGCAAUGGGACUGCGCCGGAAGUUUUGCUUGACCGGAAUCUGGACUCAGCCAAUUUUCUGAGGAGAAAAUCGGAUUAUGUUGAGAGACCCAUUUCGAAGAAAGGGCUUGAGAGGCUGUGGAAGAAGAUGAUCGAAAUAGGGGUAACGGGAAUGGCUUGGAAUCCAUAUGGAGGAAAAAUGAGCGAAAUUGGUUCUUCGGCGACGGCGUUUCCCCACAGAAGUGGGAAUUUGUUCAAGAUUCAAUAUUCAGUGAAUUGGGAGGAAUCUGGGGAGGAAGCCGACAAGAAAUUCGACACUCAGAUAAGGGAGCUUCACGGUUUCAUGACUCCAUUGGUUUCGAGGAAUCCGAGGAGGGCUUUCUUGAACUAUAGGGAUCUUGAUAUUGGGGUUAAUGAUAAUGGGGAGACAAGGUACGAGCAAGGGAAGGUUUACGGGGCAAAGUAUUUUCAUGGGAAUUUUGAGAGGUUGGCGAAGGUGAAAAGUGCUGUUGAUCCUCGGAAUUUCUUUUGGAAUGAGCAGAGUAUACCACCUCUUCCGUACAAAGUAUAGAUGGAUCGCGAUCGUAAUCAUUUAUAUGUCUUUAGAGAUUUUUUUUCAAUUUCGUUUUUUCAAAAAUAUAAAUAGCUGUCAAAUUUUUAACGGUGAUUAGUAGAAAAAUUCUUGUUGAUGCACGAGUAAGAAAGUAUGGUUCUUUAUAUCAUUUGCAUUUGGAUCAACUCUCGUAAUAAAAGCUUGUAUUGAUCCUUUUAUAUGAUUUGUGUAAAGAAAAAUAUUUACCUA
This is a messenger RNA of Momordica charantia (bitter melon), 1877 nucleotides long. RefSeq names its product berberine bridge enzyme-like 21. Gene Ontology annotation, molecular function: FAD binding; oxidoreductase activity. The record is from RefSeq and is a predicted model, not a curated record. NCBI's taxonomy places the organism in Eukaryota, Viridiplantae, Streptophyta, Magnoliopsida, Cucurbitales, Cucurbitaceae.